GCACACAACAUGCUCUCUCGCCUAUAUCGGAGACCACCUCUUGCCUUCAACUGGUCAUCCUGCUCCCCUCGAUCAAUGGCUGUUCUCUCAACAAGACCACAGAACUGGAAAGCCGCUGCUCCAGAGCCUCCCUCGGGCACAAUCACCUUUGCCGCGCAGAAGAACUUGCCCAGGCUACCUGUACCUCAUCUCGACGCAACUAUAGAACGCCUCAAGGAAUCGAUACGCCCACUUGCCUUGAAUCAACACGAAUAUGCUGCUGCGGAGGAGAAGAUACACGCUUUUGCUCAGGGAAAAGGCAAAGAACUACAGGAGAGGUUACUCAACCACGCUCAGGGCUCGGAGCACUGGCUAGAGAACUGGUGGGAUGACAUGGGCUAUCUCGCAUACAGAGACUCGGUGGUGGUAAAUGUCUCUUACUACUAUGGAUUUGAUCCCCAUCCAUCACAUCUGAAACAAACACCCGCCGCCCGUGCAGCUGCUUUGGCUCGUGGGGCCAUGAUAUUUAGGCAGCAGGUUCAAGGAGGAUCGAUAAAGCCAGAUGCUACAAAGGAAGGCCCACUUUGCAUGGAUACAUUCCGGUGGAUGUUUGAUUGCUGUCGAGUCCCUGGGCCUCAGGGUUUAGAUUGGAGCAUUUCUUACGCUGACGGCACCCACGGUAGUAUAGGCCAUAUCAUCGUUAUACGGAAGAAUCGUUUUUGGAAAUUAGAUACCAUCGUAGACGGACGCUUGUUAAGCGUUGAUGAAUUAGAGAGACAGAUUCAACAUAUCUAUGACAACACCGCUCACGAAUACCCUGGAAUUGGUAUUCUAACUGCUUCUAAUCGAGAUAUCUGGGCCAAGGAUUAUGCCGAGCUGGUCUCUAAUCCUCAAAACGAAUCCAUUACCACCGCAAUCCAUUCAUCUGCUUUCAUCAUCAGUUUAGAUGGUGAUCAACCUUCUGGUCCCGUAGAUUUUAGCCGCUCGCUGUGGCAUGGCGCUCUCCAAAACGGCAUCCCGGUUGGCUUACGGAAUCGUUGGGUCGAUAAACCUGUCCAAUUCAUCGUCUUCGAUAAUGCGGAAGCAGGCAUAAUGGGUGAACACUCAGUUAUGGAUGGCACCCCCACAGUCAGAUUAUGUGAUGACGUGUUAGACUAUCUACACAAUCCAUCAUCUGACCUAGGUACACCUUCUACCAGCUCUUUGGCUCCUCCCAUACCCCUAGACUGGGUCAUCUCUCCUGCUACCGAAAAGGCCGUAUCUGAAGCAGACGUAGCCGCUCGAGAACUCAUCGAAUCCCAAGUCCUGUCAUACCACCUCACGAAAUAUGGUAAAGCGGCGAUCAAACAAUUCGGCGUUUCUCCCGACUCAUGGACGCAAAUGAUCGUGCAGCUUGCUUAUCGUCGCCUGGUUGGUGAUCGUAGGUCCGGCGGAACUUACGAAGCAGCGACAACGCGCAAGUUCUACAAAGGACGCACGGAGGCAAUCAGGGUCGUCACUUCUCAGUCGGAUGCGUGGGAAAAGAGCAUGGACGACGCAGCUGUCGAUAUUCAAGAGAAGAAGAAGCUAUUUGACGAGGCGACCAAGAAGCACAUUCAAUUGGCGAAAGGAGCUGGAAAUGCAGAAGGAGUCGACAGACAUUUGACAGGUCUCAAGAAAGUGUUACGGGAUGGCGAGCCACUCCCGUCCGUUUUCACUGACCCUCUAGUUGCAAGGUCAAGUAACUGGGUACUCAGUACUUCUGCCAUCUUCUCAAAGCACUUCCCGGUAUAUGGGUGGGGCGAGGUUGUCCCUGAUGGUUUUGGAGUGGCGUACAUGACUGGAUACGAUGACCGUUUGCAGUUUACCCUGACAUCUAGGAAGGAGUCGCCGAACGCGGAGUUUCUCAAGGAGAUUGCUCGGGCGGCAGAUGAUAUAUAUGAGCUGCACACGUCUCUGCGUAAAGCCAGGCUAUGAAAACAUGAUGUAGUGUAGUUUGACUCAGGCGUUUCAUAAUGUGCCAAUGAUGCAUGUCCACAAUGCUUGUCAAACGUGUUAAA
This is a messenger RNA of Serpula lacrymans var. lacrymans S7.9, 2018 nucleotides long. RefSeq lists its product as uncharacterized. The coding region runs from base 10 to 1935 and encodes 641 amino acids. The record is from RefSeq and is a predicted model, not a curated record. Gene Ontology annotation, molecular function: acyltransferase activity. The transcript is spliced from 9 exons. NCBI's taxonomy places the organism in Eukaryota, Fungi, Basidiomycota, Agaricomycetes, Boletales, Serpulaceae.